AUGCCCCGACCACCCCUCCGUCUCUCCUCCCGCCUACGGCUCCAACCUACAGCACGCCAGCCAUGCCUCCGAUGCCUCUACUCAGCGCCCGCAACCCCACCGCCUGCAUCGCCCGUCCUAGCCAAACUCCGCAUUGACCUGAAGAAUGCCAUGAAAGCCAAAGAUACCGCGCGGCUCGCGGUGCUCCGCGCCGUCCUCGCCGAAAUCACCAACUCGUCCAAGACCUCCUCGCCCAUAACAACCGACCUGCAACUCCUCUCCCUCCUCAAGAAGCGGACCUCAGGCGCCAAGGCCGCGGAGCAGGAGUUCCGGGCAGCGGGCAGGGGAGAUCUGGUGCAGCGGGAGGAGGAGCAGCGGCGGGUGCUGGAGGAGUAUGCGGAGGGCCUGGAGGCGGAGACGAUGGGGGAUGUGGAGGUUAGGGCUGUGGUGGAGCGGACGGUCGGGGAGGUGGAGAAGGGGGGGGCCAAGGUGCAGAUGGGGGAGGUGUUGAAGAGGCUGUUUGCGCCGGGGGCGGAGCUGGAUGGGAAGAUGGUGGAAAAGAAAGAGGUCGUCCGGAUUUUGAAGGAGGUGAUGGAGAAGAGAGGGAGCGGCGGUGCUUGA
This is a messenger RNA of Coniosporium apollinis CBS 100218, 600 nucleotides long. RefSeq lists its product as uncharacterized. The record is from RefSeq and is a predicted model, not a curated record. Lineage: Eukaryota; Fungi; Ascomycota; Dothideomycetes. The coding region runs from base 1 to 600 and encodes 199 amino acids. Gene Ontology annotation, molecular function: carbon-nitrogen ligase activity, with glutamine as amido-N-donor. The transcript has a single exon. Gene Ontology annotation, cellular component: mitochondrion.